Molecule: messenger RNA, 4051 nt
Organism: Leguminivora glycinivorella
Lineage: Eukaryota; Metazoa; Arthropoda; Insecta; Lepidoptera; Tortricidae
Product: carbohydrate sulfotransferase 11
Biological process (GO): carbohydrate biosynthetic process
Cellular component (GO): membrane
Molecular function (GO): sulfotransferase activity
Source: RefSeq, a predicted model, not a curated record
GCAGCGAGACUGCGGGGUCCUCUCAUUGUUAUGUCAGAGGGGGUCGAUACAUCACGGGGCUCGGCAGUGUCGGCGCGCCGCUCGCUAAUCGUGGACGUCUCACGUCGAACUCUUGUGUGUUGACGUACCUCGUACCCGGUUUAUGUGAAUUCGGUAUAAACAAAACGGAACUUGGUGUGUUAUUGGUUUAUGAGAGACAUUUCAGUUAUAGGAUAUACCUUGGAACGCAGUUGGACGAAACAACUUGUACCAUCUUCAGCCCUAACCUUCCGAAUGAAGAGCUCCAAAUCCAGCUGAGCAGCAGUCAGAAGUUGCGUGAAGUAAUGGAAAAAAGAAACGCGUGAGCUAAGAGGAAAAGUAAUUGAGGUGUUGCGUGAAGUAGAGAAUGGGAAGAAACGUGUGAUCUGUGAAGAAGAAAAUGGGACGAAGGAACGUGAGCAUGAUGCGGCUGGGGAGGUGUGUGGCCUUCCUGGCUGCUGCGGCCUUCUUGCUACCCUUUACUAUACUGCUGAUGGUGGCUGACCAGCAGUAUAACCUGACGUACAACUCUAAACGGGUCUUCUAUCAAGAGUACAUGUACGAAAACGGGACAAACGAUGAUGGCCUCCUAACCCGCGACAAAUUCAUGGAGGUGAACGCGCGGAUGGAGGCGCGACGGCGGUUCCUGAAAAGCGAGUGCUCUCGACUUGGCCUGGACAGUUCAAAGAACAAGGCCUACGCCUGGGAGUACCUCAUCAACCGCCAAUAUCAUGUCAUUUGGUGCAACAUAUUCAAAGCAGCCUCCACAUCAUGGAUGUACAACUUCAACCUAAUGGCGAACUACACGGCUGCCUACCUAGACAAAACCAAAGAAGUGCCUCUAGGCCUGGCUAGAAAGAAGUACGCCAGGCCCUCCGUGAUGGUCAAAAGGGCCCAAGCAGACUCCAUAUCAUUCCUCAUAGUCAGACAUCCUUUAGAGAGGCUAGCUUCUGCGUACAACGACAAAAUCGCCCACGCAUGGCCCAAGUCCUUCCACGAUAAGAUGGGGUACAGGAUUAUUCAAAAGUAUAGGAAAAAGAAUUCAAACUUGCCACACAAUCCGCACCCCUAUUUCGAAGAGUUCGUCGCGUACGUACUCGACGAAGCUCGAGCAAAACGGACGCUCGACAUGCACUGGACACCGUAUACGGAAUUCUGCACGCCGUGCAAAUUCGAUUUCGACGUCGUGCUUAAGUUCGAGACUUUGGAUGAGGACCAAAGGUACCUGAUUCAGCUGGCAAGGUUACAAGAUGUGGUGAAGCCGGAAUGGCGGAACAGCGGCAAGGGCAAGACGCAGCAGAGCAACAACUAUCUAUACUCGCGACUCCAGCGGCGUCAGCUGGUCCGACUGUAUAACCUUUACAAAUACGACUUUCAACUCUUCAACUACACCAUAGACAGCUAUUUUGAAAUCGUGCAACCCGACGACCCGAGCCAUGGAUGAACGUAAUCAUAUAAUUUGGCUUCGUCAUUUAUACUUAAUGCGCACAUUGUAAAAGGGCGUAAAACCUAGGAGGUCCAAGACAGAUACAACCUUUGUAAAGUAAGUACCUACCGACCAAGUAAUGUGGAUGGAAUUAGACAUUAUGUCUGUGGUUUAAGGAUCAUGUGGAUUGUAUACCAGCAAUGGGUGAAGACUGAUUGUUUCGAAUCGAUUGAAGUUGUCAAUUCUUUAGUUUAUGGGCUAAAGCUUUUGUUUUUGUGAUGAGUUUGUUGUUUGUAAUAAUGUUUGUUGGAAGAGUUGAGAUGUGAUACUGAUACCCUGUAUAACAGCAUUAGUACAAGAUUUUGGUAAUGCUUAAUGAUUUGUUUAAGUACAAAAUUAAGGCUGUAAUUUUAUUUCUACACAAUUAUUUUUGUAUUAGGAGAACACAAUUAAUUUUAGAUGAGAUUUUAGUUGAUAUAAGUACAAUGUCAUUGAAGAAAUAUUAAAAAAAUCAAUUUUUAUUAACGAAUGUAUAAAUCUGUUGCUCUAACUUAAGUCGGCAACGGAAUGCUGCCAAUUCUGUGAUUACCUAUACGUUCACCAGACGCGCCGCCGGUACAAGGGCCUACCCCGAAAACCUAAGUUCGCAAAACGCAGGCAUCUGUUUCUAUUUAAUACUCCGAGUAGAGAAUAAAAGAACUCCUGGAGUUGGCGGUAGGCCCACUGGCCGUCUCCGUUCGAGCGACACAUUUCACUAAUCAAUUUCCUCCAAAGCAGCAAAUUGGUCUAUUAUUGUUUGCCGAUAAAAUAUCCCUUAAUGGACGUGAGGCUAUUUGAUACUGUUGGUUGGAAUGAACGUAACCUCGAUAAGGUUAAGUGAUCGUAUCACAUCGUAUCGUGAGUAAUAAUCUGUUAUUAAAGUCGGUGCCAAGAGCGUAGGUCUACUACCUAUUUACGUAAAAAAUCUUAUGCUUUAUCGUUUAUGAAAAAAUAACAGUAUUAAGAGUAAAAUAUGUUACUUUUAUUUACAUAGAUUGGACCAGUUGAAACUAUAAAGGGAGAUCGUGAGACUUGCCCAAUUGGGAGAAUAGAUCCAUUAAUACAAAAAUUGUCAAAUAAAAUUAUUUCAGCAUGUAUUUGUCGCUCGAGAGAUUUUGUUACGUGAUACUGGAUUGGUGAUUAAAAUAAAUAAUUUUAUUUUGACACUUUUUUCAUAAAAUGGUUCAAGUCUCAUAGUCAAGUUUUUCAGACUCCACCUACCUAGGUAACAAAGAUGACAAUGAAAAUGUAACACCAAAAACGGAUAUUUCAAAUUACCAUAAGAAAUUAAGAACAUAGUUCUCAAUGAAUUCGGCAACGACAUUGUCUCGAAAAUUAUUUUGACAAAAACAUUAAAUUUAAAGAAAGCCCUAACUAUUCUUAUGACAAGUCCGUAAUUUAACUAACAGAAUUGUUAUAAUUUAUAAUGAGUUGAAUGAUAAAGAGUUUAAAUGAUUGUUGACCUGAUAGUUUGUAGAUAAAGCGAAGUUUAGCUGACGCGUAGAGUAUGAUUUAGUUUUGUAUUGUAAUGCUGAUUACAAAAUUCUUAGUGCUUCCAUAAUAUAGGUUUAUGGAAAUAGAUGUAUAUAUAAUUAUGUAACUAAAUGGUUUGUAUAAAAAUGUCAAUAGAUAGGGAUAUGCGUAAACACUGGCGUCCACUAGGCUCGCCGAAUCGAAUCUCAUUAAUUCGCCUUCUACAUUUAAUAUGAAACUGGGUCCAUUGGCAACGCGUCGAAUCGAAUUCACUGUUCGUAGUAAAUGUAUAGAAGGAGUACUUUUGCGAUUGCCAGCCUUAGAAAGUAAAUCUCAAAUCAUAUGAUCUAGCUGGAAUAGUGAUGUGCCGUUUCCGGGAAAAUUUCCGUUCAUAGAGAAUGUUCCCUACAUUACUAAGCAAAUUGUACAUUUAAUAUUAGUGUUACGCCGUGGCUUGCGACGCCGUCGCGUCGCAUCGCAUCGCCUAUCAUCGAUAGUUCAACGACGUCGCCUACCUAAGACACUUCCAUAGAGAUCGAAGGUUUGAUUUCGUCGCGCCGCGUCGCGUCGCAUCGCCGUCGCGCGACCGUCGUCCACGCAAGCUACUGCGUUAUUGUUAUGUACCUGUAUCCGUAGCUAUAAACGAUGUAAUAUGGGAGAAUAGGAUAUCGUAAAACGACCAGACUAUAGUUUACAAGCUAUAACGAAUAACUUGGCAUAUUGUAUGACUAUUAUGUGAAUUAUGAGGUAACAAACGUAGUCUUAGAUUACUUAUAGUUUGAUGGUUUUACGGUGUUCGUAAUGGAGGAAAAAAUCUUAAAAAUAAGGUAAAAGUGGCAUCGAAUGAUGGUUGUUGUAAGGAACAAAGAAAGCACCAAAAAGCCUUGUAAGUAUCAUCCCGCUUGUUUUGCAAAACGAUUGUAAAAUAAGUGUAGAAAAUUAGGAAUGAACCAUUUAUAAACUGGGUGCAUAAUUUACUCGUACGCAACUUAACAAUCGCGGGAGUUCAUCUCUAGCUACCAUGCCAUGAAAUAGUACAUUACAUCAGAGGCCGGGAAAAUGAGGAUUUCCGGCCAAGUGGGUAUAUACGGCCGA